Messenger RNA from Cottoperca gobio, 4244 nucleotides. It is a transcript of the gene dpf3, whose product is annotated as double PHD fingers 3. Lineage: Eukaryota; Metazoa; Chordata; Actinopteri; Perciformes; Bovichtidae. The record is from RefSeq and is a predicted model, not a curated record. Bases 210 to 1385 code for a protein of 391 amino acids. Gene Ontology annotation, cellular component: nBAF complex. Gene Ontology annotation, biological process: nervous system development. The transcript has 13 exons.
GGUUGCCUCUGUACCAGCCAUUGCGUUGACCAGCACCUCGUCGCCUGUGAGGUCGCUGCCCUUCUCGCCAGUUCCACUUCCUCAUCCCUGCUUUCUAUGUCCAAAAGGAGCACACAGUGCCCAGGACCGCAUUGGCUGUUGUGUUUUUUUCACAAGGGUCCCAAACUAUACCGAGAUUUGGAAUAUUACGUUACAGACCUGCAGGAAAAAUGGCGACUGCCAUUCAUAAUCCUCUAAAAUCGCUUGGUGACCAGUUCUAUAGGGAGGCUAUCGAACACUGUCGCAGCUACAAUGCCCGUCUCUGUGCCGAACGCAGCGUGCGCAUGCCCUUCCUGGACUCGCAAACUGGUGUGGCGCAGAACAACUGCUACAUCUGGAUGGAAAAGUGCCAGCGCCAGCCAGGCCAGGCAGCAGGACAGAUGUAUACCUACCCUGCUCGUUGCUGGAGAAAGAAGAGGCGACUCCACCCUCCCCUGGAUCCCCAGCUCCGCCUGUGUGAGCUUCGACUAGAAGCCGAGCUGGCCCCAAAGCGCGAGGGGCCCCCGGGGGAGGCCACAGCUUUGGAGGCCCUGCUGAGGGGGGACAGCCAGGUGGAGAAAAAAAACAGCAUCUGUAAGGAAGAGGAGACAAUGCUGGAAAUACAGAGAGUUCUGGAGGCGGAGGAAAACGGGGACGGUCUCCAUGAUGACGAUGACUUUGACAUGGAUACUCCAAAGAGAAAGAACAGAAACAGAGGCAAAAACAGAGGAUCCAGUCGCAGGAGGACAGAGCCCGUUAACAUCGACGACCAGGACAAACCUUACGUCUGUGACAAUAAAUACAAACAAAAGCAUAACUCAAAAAAGGCUGAAGAAGUUUGUGGAAAGCGCUACAAGAAUCGGCCCGGCCUGAGCUACCACUACACCCACACUCACCUGGCAGAGGAGGAGGGCGAGGAGGAGAAGGAAACAGAGAUGGCCCCGUCUCCUCCAUACUGCGCAGACAACCACAAACCUCAGAAGGCUCCAGACGGCACCAUCAUCCCCAACGACUACUGUGACUUCUGCCUGGGAGACCAGGACUCCAACAGGAAGACAGGCCAGGCCGAGGAGCUGGUGUCCUGCUCUGACUGUGGACGCUCCGGUCACCCCACAUGUCUGCAGUUCACUGAUAACAUGAUGCAGGCGGUGAGGACGUACCAGUGGCAGUGCAUAGAGUGCAAGUCUUGCAGCCUCUGUGGCACGUCAGAGAACGAUGACCAGCUGCUGUUCUGUGAUGACUGUGACAGAGGAUACCACAUGUACUGCCUGAAGCCUCCAAUGACCAAGCCUCCAGAAGGGAGCUGGAGCUGUCACGUGUGUCUGGACCUUUUAAAAGACAAGGCCUCUGCCUACGGAGAAGCAUAACUUCCUUGGACAUUCUUCUCAACACACAUGUACACACACAAUAUGUGUGUGUGUGUGUGUGUGUGUGUGCGUGUGUGUGUGUGUGUGUGUGUGUGUGUGUGUGUGUGUGUGCGCGUGCGUGCGUGUAGCUAUAUAUUAACUGUUUGACAAACCCACACUUUCUCUCAGAUAGAAUCAAACACACACAGAUACACUCUUUCGCACACACUCCAGUGCAUUAGCAGGCUCAGGGCAGUUUCCUGUGUGAGGCGCAAAGAUCUUUGACCUCUCAUGUAGCCGAGCAACACUCCAAACGGCAUCAACAUGCAAUCUCGACCAUCAGUUAACAGCAGGUCUGCCGUUCAGUCAUAUUUCUACCUCACCACUCAGCAGACGGCAAGAAGCCAAAGCAAGAUCGAUAAUGGCCAAUACUGUGCAGUACACGUGUAUGAGAAAUACUCAUUUUUUCUUCCUGAUUUUAAAUUCAUUUAAUUUGUCCUAGACGUUUCUGCUGAAGCUGUUGUCACUUGCUUCCCUUCCUGCUCAAGCUCUGCAGUGGGUUUGACUAAUGUUUGUUUAAAUUCCGCCUCCCAGCUCUACUCCUCUCCUGUGUUUAGGCUUUACAGCGACAUUCCCACUUCAUAUCUGGACAGACUCAAUGUUAGUGAUGCUAUCUUACACAGGUUUUUGUCAAGCUUGGUGAAAUUUAUAUCCUGCGCUAAGAGGAAACGGGGCCUCUGCUAUCAUUCCUGGUGGAGCGUGGUGACAUUUCUAAUCCACGUCUGCUUAUUGUAUCCUUGCAGUUACUAGGAUACCGUGGUGCUCAAUUUGACACUUUACUAAAAUUAUAAAAUUUCUUCACAUAGAAUGGUAUUAUUUAUUUAUUGUUGUAAUGGUCCAAUGUUACUGUCAAAGAGAUCAUUGUUACUGUAAAUCAGUGGUUCCCAAACUUUUUACUGCCAUGGCCCCCUUGUCAAAGCCAGAAAAUAGAUAAUUGUAUUAUAAUACGUAAACUGAUUGCAUUGUUAUCAACUGUUAAAAAAAAGGAGCUAAAAUAUAUAGAAACAACAUUAAUAUGAACACGAACUACAUUUUUCUAGAAUUUCUUCAUUUUGUUCUGGUGUUCAAGGGAAAAGUAGAAAAACAAUUAAGCCAGUGUCUUUGCACAGUGAACUCAAGAUCAAGAUUUGUAAUAUUUUACAUUUGACUGACCGAGCCUCACCAGCUAUUCUUUUCUUCCCUGACAAACCUAUUUAUCUUCUAGGUACCUUACAUGUUGUAACCUGCUCCACACAUUUGAUUCGCUAACCUCAAUCUUGAAUGCAUCAGAGCACUUUUGUUUCUUUGUUUUUCCCAAAUGAAUUGAUUUGAUUCAUAGACCUUUUCACAGCAGACAGUUUGACUUGUCAUAGCAGGAGAAAGCACAGGAUGAACUAAUAGCUCUGUUUCAUUAAAACUGACUUUUCACUAAGCCCCGCUCCUCUUUUUACUGUUGCUAGGUCCGCCUUAUUCUCGCACAACACAUUUGAUAGUGGUGGCAGAUUUAACUCUACCACUCAAAAUGUUUAGAAAUCUUAACUGUGUGUUGCAGGGAGAGUGUGUAUUUUUUAGAAACAAUAGACGUUUGUUUUCGGGAUAACAGGCUGUCGGACAAAUGGGUUUUUGGUCCAUUGGGACAUUUUUCGGCUAAGGGUUUCAGAAUAAUGAACUGUUGGAACAAUAGGCUUUCCUCAAUCCGAAAGGUAACGUUAGUUUUGAAGUAAUGUUAACAUUAACUCUAGAUUGCAGCUGUAGGUAGUAAACUAGUUAGCCAAGCUUGCUAACAUUUCCAGUUAAUGCCAGAGCAGAUUAACACACAGUUUAAAAUUGUCUUUAACAUCUGACUCGUGUAAUUGUUUUUACAAAAGCUUCUUGUUUUUUUUAAAUGCCCUUUUGGACAAAAUCCCAAACUGGAAAGGUCAGCCAUGCCCAGUAACAGUUGCUAAACAGUGAUUGGACAAUUGCUGUUUGGGGAGGAGUUUAGUGAACGGCCAGUUAAUCCUGUUAUUAGUUACACCUGGGUUUGACGUUUCAAAAAUAAUCGGCUGUGAAAAAGAUGUAUUCACCUUUUGUGGUCUCUAUAUUUUACCCACUGGUAGUGUGUGCCCCCUGCAGUACAUCAGAGUCCCUCCAGGGGGCUCCAAUGCACGGUUUGGGAACCACUGCUGUAAAUUAAACAGGGCAAUGUGUGUAUUAUCAAACCUUGAUUCAUGACUAUUUGGAACAGGCAGUGUGGUGAAUCAUGUACAUGUUCUGAGGACGCAGUAUUUACUAGUGAGUCCUGUCUGGAAGUUGGAAGAAGUUAUAUAAGCAUUUAUUACAGUUUUGUAUGCAGUUACAGUACAAUUCUGGAUUUGUUGUACCACGUGAGUAAGGUUAAUAUGUUAAAUUGGUUUCACAUAAAAUUUUCGACGCCCCAUUAAUGUAAUUUAUGUCUUUGUACUGAGCAACAUUUGGUAUCACUAAUCUAAUGAUCAUGAGUAGGAGGAACCACCAAGAAUAAGCUCCAAACUAAACAGAAAAAGCCCUUAAAGUACACACAGUGGGCCGGCCUUCACAGGAGAUCACCAUCUGCAUUUGUAUUUUUUUUUUAUUGUGAGUUUCUAUUUGAUAUUGCUUUUCCACAGACAAUCAUGAGCUAGCAUAGAUACAGUACAUGAUGUUAAUAAUGAGGGUUUUAUUGUGCUUUUCCAUGGCGGGUAUAAUGACCCUUUGUGUCUUCCUUUUAAAAAUGUCUUGGAUGUCAUUCUUAUUUGAUGCCAUCACCUAAAGUGAUUCAACAUGUGUGUUGUAUUUUGUUAAAGUAAAUGUUUUGUGUUGAAAUAAAGACUUUUCCAUUAG